AUGAUGAAUUGUUAUUGGGAACCAUUUUGUGCCCCUUUUGAUGAAAAUGAGGUAAGAUUCUAUCAAUCUUUUGAACAAGGGCAUGUGGGGGAUUUUGUUCGGAUUAAAGUUCGUGUUAAACAUGAACUAUGCAUCACUCCCCAACAUCCUUCUUUAAUUUUAUCUUUUGAUCGAUUUUUACAUGAGCAAAUCAUAUUUGUUCCUUACCAAGAUUUUCUACACCAUGCUUCGGUAUACAUGCAAGUGUACUUUCCUAAUUUUAUCAUACCCAAUGAGGUAAUGUACACAAUGCUGCCAUUUUUAAUGACAUAUGUUUUGGAUGCACGAAAUUCUCCUUCUGGUUUUCAAUAUGAAAGUUCUCGAAUUCGUGUUUUUCCUGUGGGGUUGGAUGUUUUUGUUCAAAUAUUAUUGGGUGAUUAUACGAAUGUUUUCAACAAUAAUAUAGCCGCGAUGUUCGAUUCUAUUGGAGAGGCACAAUUUGUUCCGACAUCAAAAGAAGCCAUUGACUCUCUUGAGAAGGUGAAGAUCAAAAAUUGUGAAGCUAAUGAAAAGUGCAGUGUUUGUCAAUUCGAGUUCAAUGUUGGAAUGGAAGUUACAAAAAUGCCUUGCAAUCAUUUGUAUCAUCAAGAAUGCAUUGUUCAGUGGCUGGAAACUAGUCACAUGUGCCCAAUGUGUCGCUACCCAAUGCCAACUUCAACCAGUGGCUGA
This is a messenger RNA of Lathyrus sativus (Indian pea), 708 nucleotides long. NCBI's taxonomy places the organism in Eukaryota, Viridiplantae, Streptophyta, Magnoliopsida, Fabales, Fabaceae. The record is from the annotation of a GenBank genome assembly.